GGAAGAGGGGCUGCGCUCUUGCUGGGCAGCAGAGGGGCGACGGACCCAGCGCUAAGCAGAAGAGGGGCUACACCAGCCGCGGAGCACGCUCUGGCUCCUGGCUGCCGCCCCCCCGCUGCGCUGCAGCGUGUCCCGUCUUCCCCGCCCCGCCCCCAGGUCCCCUCAGCGACAGCUUCCCCCCUACUCCCGAUUUCCCGCCCCUUCCCCCCCCGCAUUGCCCAGCCCAGUUAGAACAGCGCUUGCGGUUGCGGCUUGGGCGCAAAGCCUUGCAGCCCCUUUCUCCACGCUCCACCUUUCCUUCUCCCGGCUGCAGACGCGUCCGGCCAGCUGCGCGGUUCAGCCCCAGAGGGCGGGGAUUUUGCCUCAGGCGGCAGCGACUGGGCUGGGGUUGGAGUCAAAGGGCGCAGGCUCCCUCCCGGGUGGACAGACGGCCGGAGGAGGGGGUGGCCGCUCAGCUCCCGGGACCACGCGAGGGCGUAGAGGAGGAGGAGAAGGAGGAAGGCUGCUAGGAGAACAGAGCGGUGACCGAGCCGGGGGCGGGGAAGGUACAACUGCGGAGGCCCGCAGAGCUCUAGCUCUGGAGUGAGAGGGCCCGGGGAGCCACGAACCACCCGAUCCAGGAGGGAAGAAGGUUCCUGCACCUGAUUUGAGAUGAUGGGUCUAGGAAAUGGGCGUCGGGGGAUGAAGUCGCCACCUCUUCUGGUAGCGGCUUUGUUAGCCUGUGUUAUCGUCUUGGGUUUCAAUUACUGGAUUGCAAGUUCCCGAAGUGUGAACCUCCAGACUCAGAUCUUGGAGUUGGAAGGAAGAGUCCGAAGGGCAGCAGCAGAGAGAGGUGCGGUAGAGUUAAAAAAGAAUGAGUUCCAAGGAGAACUGGAAAAACAGCGGGAACAGCUGGACAGAAUCCAAUCCAGGCACAACUUUCAGAUGGAGAACGUCAAUAAGAUGUACCAGGAUGAAAAGGCACUUUUAGUAAAUAACAUCACCGAAAGUGAGAAACUCAUCAGGAGCCUGAAAGAACAUUUGCAGGACUUGCAGAAGAACUAUGGCAGACUCCAGCAGGACGUGUUUCAGUUUCAGAAGAACCAGACCAACCUGGAGAGGAAAUUCUCCUACGAUCUGAAUCAGUGCAUCAACCAGAUGAAAGAGUUGAAGGAACAGUGUGAGGAGAGGAUAGAAGAAGUCACGAAAAAAGGGAACGAAGCUACAGCAUCCAGAAACCUCAGUGAAAAAAAUGAUCCAAAGAGUCCACAAACUGCCAUCAAUCAGCCAGAGCCCAAGCAACAUGAAUUGGAGCCGAAGGAGGUCGGAGUACAGCAGGAUAAAGGAAAUACAGUUCCUGAAGGAUCCAUCUCUCCUUCUGAGAAGACCUCAAGUGUGAUGAAACAAGAAGAAAAAGGAGAGGAGACCAAUGACAUCUUGACUCCUAGUGAAGAGGAGGCUCAGAGGGAGAACCAGGGAGGUGAGCUUCUGCCUCCAGAGCCAGGCAGAGAGCAGAACUCUCGUGAAAAAGGCAAAGAAAACGAGAAUGUUGAACUCAGAGGAUCUGUCCAGACCCAGAAGGGGCCAGGUGGACUUCUGGUCAGCCAGGAAAAUCAUGAAGCUGAUGAGCCAGAGAGGGAGGAACUUAUCGUUAGGGAAGAUGAACAACAGGGUGAGCAGGAUGGUGCUAAAGAGGGAGUAAAUCCACCCAAACCGGGAACGAGCGAAGACUACAACGAUGAAAACGAAGCCGAGUCUGAAAGAGACAAACAGGCAGCUCUUGCAGGCAGUGAUAACAAUCUAAAUGAACCAGAUGCUGAAGAGCAGAACAAAGACAACACCAAUGAUAACGUAGUUGAAGAACGUGAAAAGAGGGAUCAAACAAAGUGAAUCCAGGGUUAAAGAGAGACCUCACAAUAGAUGAUCCCUGUGACAAUGGACCAUUCAUAAGUAUGAAGCAAUCUAAUGUGUGCACUGGGAGAUCAGUGUUGGAAAAUUUUAAUAUGUACACAAGAUGCCAAUAAUAGGGGGGAAAAUAGGAAUGUCAAAUAUUGAGACGAGACUUGGGUUUGUUUGGUUUUUCCCCUGGAAUCAGCUUCAAGGUUUCUAAAUGGGUAGAGAUUUUUAGAAAGGAAAAACUGACCACUUUUUUAUUAUUGGAGAAAUGGAUAUAACCCAUGAAAAGACUGUCCUUGAAAAAGCCCAGGAGUCAUAUUUCAAGUAUGAUUUUUAAUGUGGCAACAUGGCUCCAAUUAUUCUUAAAUGUUAUUAAAAACUGUCUGAUAAGAGUCCAGCUUCUGGCCAUUAAGAUUGAAGUCCACUCUAUUCUAGAGGACCCUCCGAGCUUGGUUUUUCCUUUUUCUGCUGUGGAGUCCAUUUCUCCUUUUGCUGCUCAGUGUGUCACUCUUAUAUCUGUUCUCAAGGUGAGCAGCACACAUACUGAAGACUGGAUAGCUGACUCUCCUGCUUUGAGACAGAUGCACUUCUUGGUAAUUCUGACAAUCAGAAUAGCCCUUAAAUACUGACUGUUAAUACACAAAACAUUACUAGCAACACUUUUAAGCAAGACUAAAUGGAAAGUUCUUGUUUUGGUUGUGUACAUUUUAUUUUUAAAAAAAAAUCAUCAUAUAACACUAUUUUUAAAUGAUUGUAACUUACUGAGUAUGUGUAUUUCCUUUCCAACUAGGGACUUCUCUAGUGGUAUUAUGAUUAAUCUAUAAACGCAACUGGAAUCUGAUUGUUAAUGUCACAUGGGCAUUUUUUGUAAGACAAGACACAAAGACGGAAAUGUAGAAUUAUUAUUAAAGUUACUUUGAUCUUGGAAGUGAAUCCAUGCCUACUUGGGCGAAAACAAAAUUAAUAGAGGAUGUACUGUGUUCUGGAUUUGGGAAAGUUUGGAGAGAAAGGAGAAAAUGAGAGGGUUUUUGUCCUACAUUUUACACAUUAGCUUGUAAGGGGAAAAAAUAACCUAUGUAACAAAGUUUCUUCUGAUCUGAAUAGUUAAAUGAUGUUUAUUUUUGGAAAUGAAUUCACCUUCCUUUGCUGUUUAAGAGUUAACAUGACUAUUUUGUUAAUAACACAGACUGUGAACAUAGGUAAUAGAUUUGAAGUCUGUGCUUAAUAUUUAAGGGAAAGAGGCAUCCAGCAAAACUGUGUAUGAAAUUACUCUUUGAAUGCAAAUUUCCAUAAUUUAGAAAUCUCUAAAAUAUUAUAUGGCAUAUAAUAAAUUAAGAAAAUAGUUUGCCUUUAAGCUGUAGUUAGAAAUGUAGUUUUAGAAUUGGAAGGGAGCCUUAGGGAUCAUCUCAUCCAUCUCCCUAAUUUUAAACACAAGCAAAUAGAAGUUCAUUGUGGUUAAAUAGCCUUUCCAGGGUCACAUGGGUCUAGAACAAAAACCCAGGUCUCAUGAAUUGUAAUCCAAUGUUUUCUUCAUUAUGCCACCCUGCACUGGUAUGGGUUAAUGACACAGACAGGUAAAGAUAAAGACAUUUUGCCUUUUCAUGCUACAGUGUCUUUCUUGUUUAGUUUUAUAUCUUCCUCCUUACUCAGUUACCAAAACUAACCAUUUCUUAAAACCAGGAACUUGCUGGAAAGCACUUCAACAAUUCCAUGGUUUCACUUACGACCUUAUUAGGCUGUUGUGACCAAAAACAGUAAUCACUUGGUAGCCAGCCUUGGGGUGAAGAGUACAUUUGGACUGUGCAAGCAAGGUUGGUCCUUAGAGAAUGACCGACUAUGGCUGGGUCCCUAUUCUUCAGCACAGCCUGUCAACUUGUGCCAUGCAGGCACUGCUUUUGAGGUUCACCUUCCUGCCAUGACAGAAAAAAAAAAAGCUACAGACAAUACAGUCAACUGGAGGGCAGAAAAAUGGACUUAUAAAAAAAUAAGGCCUUGCCCAAGCUCUUCUCUGUGGGUUUUGGUAACUUGCUGAUAGAAAUGACAUAAAAUCUCCCCUGCCUUUGAGGUACUGUCUACAUAGUCUCAUCCUGCAGUGAUACAUUCAGGAGUAGAAAAAUAAAAUCAGCCACUGUUGAUUCAUCCACUAAAAUCAUUUUGGUAGCCCAUGAAAGAAUCUGACCCACCAUCAGAAAGACAGGAUAUUUCACAUUUUUUGCCUUGGUGACGGUAAUGCUUCGGGCUGAGUCAUUCACAUUGAGUUCUGCGCCCUCUUGUGGCCACUGGCACAUACAAGCAGUAAGCAGGCUGUGGCUAAUAAUGUCAGACAGGCCUCCAAUCCAUGAUUUUAGUUUUAAUAGCACUGGGUGCUAACCAACUAAGGAAGGAAUAAUUAAAGUAGCCAGCAAACUACUUGUCCAAGCACCCUGUCAAUCAUAGAAAAUAAGGCUCCAUUACUAAAGUUUAAGGAACUCUGAUUUUCCCAAAAUCAGCCACAUUAGCCUCAAAUAAUACAGGUUUUAGGAAUUUAGUCACCUUAGUAUUGUCUUUUCACAAAAGAGAAUCUUAGGGUAGUUUCCCUUACAAUUUCAGUCAUGUGCUCCGACCCCUUAAGCAGCCUCUUUCCAAGAGAUACCAUUAGUGGUUUUAUUGUGUUAGGUGCGUGAAGCCUACGUACCUUCUCUGUAAGUAAUGACGGGGGUGGGAUGGGACAGAAUUAACCCUUUGAAGUAAAUCACCAGCUUACCACUGUUAGAAAUUUUGAAGGAAGGAUAGCUUAGUGUUAUGGUUUGGUUUUUUGUAAUGGUUGUUCUCUCAACCUGUUGUAAUUGCUUUUUGUUAAACAUUUGCUUGUAGUAAAACCUGGAAUGAUGAAAUUAAACUGUGAAGAACUGUUUUAAAAUCAUGGGUCAUUUAGGGUAGGUUAGAUCCAUUCCUACAGCUCUGUAUUUGGCUUAGAUUAGUUUCUAUUAUGAAAUAAUGAAGGGGAUAAUGUUUACUGAACUUGGAAAAACUUGUCUAACAUUUUUGUUUUAAAUGUUUGCUUUGAAAUUGUUUAACUUUAGAAAAAUAUUUAAUACUUUAAAAUAAAAAUGAAUUCUGUUC
Trichosurus vulpecula (common brushtail) is the source of this 4977-nucleotide messenger RNA. RefSeq names its product golgi membrane protein 1 (gene GOLM1). The record is from RefSeq and is a predicted model, not a curated record. The coding region runs from base 652 to 1869 and encodes 405 amino acids. The transcript has 10 exons. Gene Ontology annotation, cellular component: Golgi apparatus. Lineage: Eukaryota; Metazoa; Chordata; Mammalia; Diprotodontia; Phalangeridae.